GCCGAAGGGGGGUGAGGAGGGCGGGGUGGCUGAGGCUGGGUGAGUCGAUUGUGUUGGGCGGCCUGGCGCAGCGCCCGAGCGGCUGAGCUUGUGGGCCGGGGGGCGCGAGGUGGCCGUCAUGGCGGUGCCGGAGAGCCAGCUGAAGAAAAUGCUGAGCAAGUAUAAGUACCGAGACCUAACUGUACGGGAAACUGUCAGCGUUAUUACACUGUACAAAGAUCUCAAACCUGUAUUGGAUUCUUAUGUCUUUAAUGAUGGCAAUUCUAGGGAGCUAAUGAGCCUUACUGGAACAAUUCCUGUGCCUUACAGAGGUAACACAUACAAUAUCCCAAUAUGCCUGUGGCUGCUGGACACAUAUCCGUAUAAUCCCCCUAUCUGUUUUGUUAAGCCUACUAGUUCAAUGACCAUUAAAACAGGGAAGCAUGUUGAUGCAAAUGGAAAGAUCUAUCUUCCUUAUUUACAUGAAUGGAAGCAUCCACACUCUGACUUAUUGGGUCUGAUUCAAGUAAUGAUUGUGGUGUUUGGAGAGGAGCCUCCAGUGUUUUCACGUCCUACUGUUUCAGCAUCCUAUCCACCAUACCAAGCAACAGGACCACCAAAUACUUCCUAUAUGCCAGGUAUGCCAAGUGGAAUGACUCCAUACCCGCCUGGACACCCUCCCAAUCCCAGUGGUUUCCCAGGUUAUCCUUACCCACCAGGCGGACAGUACCCUCCAACCACAAGUUCACAAUACCCUUCCCAACCUCCUGUGACCACUGUUGGUCCCAGCAGGGAUGGCACAAUCAGUGAGGAUACCAUCCGAGCAUCUCUCAUUUCAGCAGUUAGUGACAAGCUGAGAUGGCGAAUGAAAGAGGAAAUAGAUCGUGCCCAUGCAGAGCUCAAUGCCUUAAAGCGUACAGAGGAGGACCUGAAAAAAGGUCACCAGAAGCUGGAAGAGAUGGUAACCCGCUUGGAUCAGGAAGUGGCUGAAGUUGAUAAAAACAUUGAAUUACUGAAAAAGAAGGAUGAAGAGCUGAGUUCUGCUUUGGAGAAAAUGGAAAAUCAGUCUGAAAACAAUGACAUUGAUGAAGUUAUCAUUCCCACAGCCCCACUCUACAGACAGAUCCUGAACUUGUAUGCAGAAGAAAAUGCAAUUGAGGAUACCAUCUUUUACCUGGGGGAAGCCUUAAGAAGGGGAGUGAUCGACCUAGAUGUCUUUCUGAAGCAUGUUCGACUUCUAUCCCGGAAACAGUUUCAGCUAAGGGCAUUAAUGCAGAAAGCAAGAAAGACUGCAGGUCUCAGUGAUCUCUACUGAAUUCACAGAUAUCAGCUGGGGAAUGAAUGAGUUUUCCCUGUGACAACAGUCUUGUCUCCUCUUCUCUUCCUGUCAGUAGGUGCCCAGAAUAAGUUAUUGCAGUAUCACUCAAGUGUAAGAUAUUUUGAAUCAAUAAUAUAUUUUCUCUUUUCU
This is a messenger RNA of Dromiciops gliroides (monito del monte), 1447 nucleotides long. RefSeq names its product tumor susceptibility 101 (gene TSG101). Gene Ontology annotation, molecular function: ubiquitin binding. The coding region runs from base 119 to 1294 and encodes 391 amino acids. The record is from RefSeq and is a predicted model, not a curated record. NCBI's taxonomy places the organism in Eukaryota, Metazoa, Chordata, Mammalia, Microbiotheria, Microbiotheriidae. Gene Ontology annotation, biological process: endosome to lysosome transport; protein transport; protein modification process. The transcript has 10 exons. Gene Ontology annotation, cellular component: ESCRT I complex.